ACCUGACCAGGUGUACGUGUCAAGAGAGACAGCACAUCUAAUGGCGAAUGGGGGAGUGUACUUGCCACCAAGAGAAAUACAACUGGAGAAAGAACAGAAGCCAUGUCUCUGUCCAAGAUCCUAACGGAAGAUUUCCUAACAUGCCGCAUAUGCCAUGAAAAGUUCAAAGAUCCCAAGGUCCUCAGCUGUGCCCAUACGUUUUGCCAGCAUUGCCUCCAAGACCAUCUAGGCAAAAAAUUUCAAGGUCAGCCUCACUUCCCUUGUCCUAUCUGUAGACGUCAGUGUGUCCUCCCUGGAGGCGGUGUAAGUGCUAUACAAACAAAUCAUCUUCUGGUCAGCAUAUCACAAACACAUGGUCAAGUAGAACAAGCCAAAGCUGCCAAGAAAUGCAAGAUAUGUUGCAUGAAAAAUGUCUCCAAUCCACCAAAGGUAACAAAACGCUGUUUGGACUGUGAGGAAAGCAUGUGUGGAGAUUGUUCUUCAGAUCAUGUGCUUCAUAAGUUCAGUCGUGACCACAAACUGUUUCCUGUCGACCAGUUUGACAGCGAUGACUACGUGACAGAGCUGCGUGCCCGGCAAAACGUCCUGUGUGACCACAACAACAAGGCCCCCGUAGAAAUCUUCUGCCCAGUGUGUGAAAAGUUCGUCUGUGUCGGUUGUAUGGUUUUAGAACACCAGGGUCAUGAUUGCCUUAGAAUCAACACUGCUGCCGACAAACGCAAGGAGAAACUAGAACUCAGAGUGAAGCCCAUCGAGAAGAAAAGUCUACGGUACAAUCACUUUAAAACUGUUGCUGAAGAUCAGAAAAUAUCAGUAGAAGAGGGAAGAAAGAAGGCAAAGAGUCAAGUAAACAAGCAGUUGGAGCAAGUUGUUAAGAUGGCCCGUCAACGUGCCAAUGAUCUUCUGGAAGAAAUAGAUGCCAUGGCAAAUGCCAAAUUAGACAUCUUAAAUGGUUUAAUUGCAACUGCUACCGCCGACCAAAACCAACUAGACGACGUAGUAGACUUCUCAAGGAAACUCAUUAACCAUGGCAACGAUAUAGAUGUCCUCCAAAUGGCCUCGACCUGUGAGCAAAGCAGCGAGAGCGUUCAGACUCUCGACAUCCCGACCCUGCCUGCAGCCAUGACCCAGCUACAGCUAAUCACCAACGACAUGGAGGAAUGCGUUACCAAUAUCAACAGUUGUCUUGGAAACGUAGUUCCGGUCGUGAGUGGAAGACUGGUGACAUCAUUCAAAGUAGAACUGACCAAGUCUCCUGAGGAGAUGAUCAGUCACGUGACCACUGAUAUAAACGGUGAUUUUCUUUUUGGCAUAUUCUGUAAUGAUGACAAGUCACGGAAUAGAAUCCUCAUCUACGAUUUGAACUUUGUCCUUCAGGGCACAAUUUCAAACCCAAGAGCAGCACAAAAGUACGGCUUUGCAGGGAUUGCCAUUGAUGAUGAUGGCAACAUUGUCACUAGAUGUCAGGGGUCAAAUGAAAUCAUUAUCUACUCCAAGAAAGGAGACCACGUGAGAACAUUCCACAGUGAAUCACCUCAGGCAGUAGCGGUCAAUGGCAAGGGUCACUAUGUAGUGGCAGGUCUUAGUACUCUGACUGUGCACCACAAGGAGGGCGAGGUCCUACAGUCGACACCAGACCCACAGGGUAAAUAUUUCAAAUACAUCCACUGUAACCUCAAUGAUGACAUCAUCGUCAAAGGAGAUGAUCACAUCCGUGUAUACAAUUCCACUCUCCAGCUUAAAUACAGAUAUGGUACCCAGGGUGACGGAGACGGACAGGUGAACGGUCCGUGUGGCACAUGCUGCUUGGAUAAUGGAGAUAUUAUUCUAGCAGACCUCAGCAACCAUCGUCUUCACCUGGUGUCACCAGAUGGGAAAUUCAAGCGAUUUCUUUUAACCAAAGAAAAUGGAAUUGAUAGGCCGAAAGAUGUUGCAAUAAGUCAUCUCGGACAACUGGUAGUUGGAGAACAGAGAGGGAAGAUAAAAUUCUUCGAGUUAUGA
Messenger RNA from Lingula anatina, 2001 nucleotides. Its product is annotated as E3 ubiquitin-protein ligase TRIM56-like. The record is from RefSeq and is a predicted model, not a curated record. Lineage: Eukaryota; Metazoa; Brachiopoda; Lingulata; Lingulida; Lingulidae. Gene Ontology annotation, molecular function: zinc ion binding.